Molecule: messenger RNA, 522 nt
Organism: Penicillium verhagenii
Lineage: Eukaryota; Fungi; Ascomycota; Eurotiomycetes; Eurotiales; Aspergillaceae
Product: DUF3807 domain-containing protein
Exons: 2
Coding region: 1-522 (173 amino acids)
Source: RefSeq, a predicted model, not a curated record
AUGCAGAUCCCAACAGUCACCAUAGAAGACCUCCGCGCUUUUCAAGUGCAGCACUUCCCGGGACGUGAAUCACUCGGCGCGUCCGCGACCGAACUUGAAUACGACGAGGACGCCGGCGACGAUGAAGACCUGGGCUACUAUCCCGAUGGGGUGAAACGAACCCUCACUGAUGAACAGAUCCAAAUCUUUAGACAUAGUGAGAUUCACGCAUUGUUGCGCGCAAGACAACUCGAACAAGACGAUGCCGAGUAUGAAGCUCGUCAAACAUCGUCUGCAAAGGACCAUAACCCAGUUGCGGAGCUGAAGCCCCAACAGAAAGGGACUGUCUCUGAAGUGGAGAAGAGCAAGGAAACUACAAAGAAGGAGGAGGAGGACAUUCCUGCUACAAAGAGGUCCAAACGGCCAGCUGAGCAUGACAUGAGCCCAUCAUCAGAGUUCCAACAGCCAUCAUCUAGCAAAAGGCAGCAAGCUCCGAAUCACAAUCCAUACCCUGGGCGGAGAAUCAUUUCAUACGAUGACUGA